AUGGACGAGAAGUUGAAACAAAGUUUCAUCCAAGCCUACGCCAAGACCAAGGAAUUCGAAGAUGCGACUACGUUUUUGCGUGUUCCCAAAGACGACUUUCGAAAAGGCGAUAUCACUUGGCAAAGCCAUGACACGAGCACCACAGCGAGCCCUGAUAUUCGGCGCACGCAGUUGCAUGUAGCUCAAAUGUACCAUUGGAACCGAAUGGACGAAGACGUCAAGCUGUACGUCGCAACCUUGCGAAACUUGUGCACGCUAUAA
Messenger RNA from Aphanomyces invadans, 261 nucleotides. RefSeq lists its product as hypothetical. NCBI's taxonomy places the organism in Eukaryota, Oomycota, Saprolegniomycetes, Saprolegniales, Verrucalvaceae. The record is from RefSeq and is a predicted model, not a curated record. The transcript has 2 exons. Bases 1 to 261 code for a protein of 86 amino acids.